Porites lobata is the source of this 3728-nucleotide messenger RNA. Lineage: Eukaryota; Metazoa; Cnidaria; Anthozoa; Scleractinia; Poritidae. The record is from the annotation of a GenBank genome assembly.
AUGGGGGGAAAUAAUGCUGAGACGGAUGAGCGUGUAAUCCUUAGUCUGCCAUCAGGAUAUUUUUCAGGGGCGCAAAUUGGUGAAAAAGGUAUGCUAUUAAAGUGAUUGUGUUUUCUGAAUUAACUUAAAAUACAAUUGCAAUAACGACGAGGACGUUGUUCAGAUGAUGAUUAUGGUGAUGGUGAUGAUGACGACGAUUGUAUUGAUGAUGAUUAUUCUUUGCAAGGUAUGGUGUUGUGUACAGUAGCUUUUCGUGACUUACAUCCGGGACUUGUAUCCAGGACUUAUUAAAAUGAGAGAGCGCGUAAGAAGUGAUGUUUUUAGGAAGAUUUAUAGUCACUUUUACGGCAAACGUGAAUUUGUAUCACGUGACCAGGUUUCCCCUUAACUUGUGCUUUACUGUUCAUUACCUCUACCCCAAAAAUUAGUAGCUUCGCUUUUGCUUUGUCUAUAACAAUUGUUUUGAACUGUUUUUAGUGGAAAGUUUUCAAUUUUGAGAAAUUCUUAACUUAAAGUUAACGAUUUAACCGAUUUCUAUGAUUUUUGGCAUUUCUUAAUAAAGAAUGGUGAAACUUAAAGAAAUUGUUAUCUAUUUUCUUGUACGAGUAAAAAAAAAAGUUUGAGGUAUCGGCAUAUAUUUAAAACCGCAUUUUUGCAAAAAUGUAAAUAACUUCGAAAUCCUACGACAGAUUUUUACCUAACUUCGGCAAAUAAGCCUUAGAGCUCUUUAGUUUCAUAUCUGCAAGUUUGAAGUUAUUCGUGUUUCAAUCGUGCGAAUACAGUUAGCACUACAAGAAGAACAACUUUUUGCUGAGUGCGCAGUGAAAUUAAAGAACUGCUAUUCAUCAAACUUACUUUGUAUUUGUUCCUCUCUUUUUGAAACAAAUCUUAACAAAGCAAAAUAUAGCAUCUACGAAAAACUCUCGAGAGUUUUUAGCGUCUCAUGUUCCCGUUUUGAGGAGAAAUAAAAGCCACCAACUCCCGUAGUUCUAACCCAUCCAUUUUUCAGCUGCAAUUAAAACCCUUGUAUUUGGUAAUUUAUUUAAGAUCAUUAGAUUUGCCAUCACAUUCGCACGGGAAGUUUUCCACUUGAGGAUAAAGAUAAAGUAAGAAAUGACAACCGUCUUAUUCUUCUCAUUAUCCCUAAUGGCAAACUGCACUUGCAAAUGUGAUGGCAAGUCUAAAAAGCGUGAAUAAAUUACCUAGUGCAAGUCAGAGUUUUCAUUGCAGAUAAAAAAUGGCUGGUUACAAGUACGUACUGGAGUUGAUGGCUUUAUUUUUCCUCAAAACGGGAACCUUCAUGAACAGAGCCAGAAUCUCCAAAGAAAACUGUUCCUCAGAGUAAAACUGGUGAAAAGUUUCCGAUAAUUUCGUAACUUUGUUGUGGAUGUUGUAAGGAAUUUUAAAGUUUUGUUAUGCCUUCUAAUUUUGGGAGAUGCUUGGAAAAUGAAGAUAACACUUCCAAAUAAAUUAUUCCAUCAUUGAAUUAUUUGUUUUUUUUGUUUAUUUAGUUGCAUGUUUUUGAGUUUUUUUAUCCUAUGUAAUUCUAAACUAGUGAUUUUUCGCGAAAACUGGCAGUUAAAGGUCACGUGACCUGAUUUACAUAUUCCAUUACACGGAGUUGUACAAAAUUUUGAGCUCAUUUUUCUGUACAAGGCCUUAACUUUCAACCGUCAAAAUUGGAAAAAAAAUUAACGGGCAACCGUCAAACCUACCACUCCAUUGAGCCCCUUUUUGGGUGACACCCAUUGGAAAACAAUCUGAAUAAGCAUGUCUCUGAUUAUUUUUAAGGUGUAUGGCCAUAUCUGUCAAAGGUCACCUUACCGUCAAUGGUUCCAGAUUUUAUUGGAAGACAAGGCGAGUGUGAGGAGAUCAUCCAAGAUUUGACCUCCAAAUCAGUCCAAAUUGUGACGAUAUCGGGUUCGGCUGGAAUAGGGAAAACAUCACUUGCAAUUGCAGUAGGGCACUCUCUCCGGUCUCAGGGAUGUCCUGUUUGUUAUACUUCAUUGCGAAGGGUCUAUUCAAAAGACGAUCUUAUUUCAGAGUUUCUUAGCGUUUUAAGGCAACCUAACAUAAAUGGUCAACCCUUCCAUCAAAGUGUAUCGCUUGAUGAUAAGUUGCGACAAAUGGUCAGUCUAAUAGGGAACCGAUCUUUGCUUAUUCUUGAUGAUGCUGAUGAAUUGUUUGACGGUGGCUCGUCGAAAGUGAAGGAAGAGGUCGCAUUGCUUUUUGAAGAACUUAUGCAAAAUCAAGGGGUGGCAUUCCUCUUAAUCUCGAGGAAGCCUCUUGAGUAUUUGAACAACCGUUUUGAAGGCCACCGAGAUUUCAGGAUAGGACCGCUGGAUGAGACCUCUGCUCAAUCCUUACUUUAUCGAUUACUUCCAGAUACAACAGCGGCAGACUGCGCGCAAAUCUCUCGAGCCUGUGGGCAAGUUCCUCUAGCCUUGCAAUUAAUGUGCUCUUUAAUACGUGAAAGUUCCACUCAGCCACGCCAAAUUUUAGAUGACGUCUUAAAGUCUUCUAUUGAGGAUAUGGAGAAGAUAAUGAACAAUCCAGAGUACGUACCUAGUUGUCAAAUACCAUUUGAAUCCUAUAUUGAAUCCUCUUACAAGAGUCUCUCUAAGCAAGAACAAGAAGCACUAAUAUGUUUGAGUCUUCUUUCUGCCAGUUUCAGUACAGAGGAAGCUGUAGCUGAGUUGGAUUUGAAAGAGGGUUUCAAAGCCAAGGAGAUAUUACAAAGCCUUCGAAGUAAGUCUCUGAUUGAUUUUAGCCCUAAACAUCAGUCAUUCACAAUGCACAAAGUGAUACAAACAUUUGCGAGAAAAAAGAAGGAGGAGGUGUUCGAGACUAAUCCUCACUCAAAGGUUCGACUUACAUUUGACUCACCGACUAAGCUCAUGAGAGAGGAGCACAAAAGUACUAAGGACUGUAACUUUUCACUGGUGAUCCCACAGAGUGCAAUAAAUGACUUCCCCGCAACUCCACUUUCUCACCAGCGUGCUCAAGAAAUUCUAGAGUUUCACCAGCGUGCACUUGAACUGUUUGCGGAAAAAAAUGCCUCCACUGCUGACUACUAUUAUUCCCUUGGCAACACCCAAAAUAAGAUGAAUGAUUUAAGCUCAGCUCUUAAGUCUCAGCAGCAUGCUCUUGACAUCCGUCUACAACUGUAUGGGGACAACCAUGCCUCCUCUGCCGACAGUUAUUAUUCCCUUGGCAACACCCAAUUUAAGUUGAAAGAUUUCACCUCAGCUCUAGAGUCUCAUAAGCGUGCUCUUCGUAUCCGUCUAGAUUUGUUUGGGGAAAAAUAUGCCUCCACUGCUGACAGCUAUUAUUCCCUUGGUAACACACAAUAUCAGAUGAAUGAUUUCACCUCAGCUCUAGAGUCUCACGAACGUGCUCUUGAUAUUCGUCUAAACCUAUUUGGGAGAGAACAUGCAGGAACUGCUGACAGUUACUUUUCGCUCGGUAUCACCCAGUAUGAGAUGGGUGACUUCCCCUUGUCUCAACAGUCACACCAGCAUGCACUUAAUAUCCGUCUGAAUCUGUUUGGAGAGGACCAUGCAAGAACUGCUGACAGCUAUAGAGAACUAGGUUUAACAUCAGCCCACCUGUAUGCUUUCAACUCAAUUGUGCAACGUCGCCAAUGCCCUCUUGCUAUUUUUCUAAAACUGCACUCUGUCUUGGAGAAAAACAAGCAAGCGGAAUUUCGUAGUAAACGCUCAGAGUAG